AGGCGCUCCCCUGGGCGGUGCCCACAGCCACCCCCGCGGGGGGGGGCCUCCACCUGGGGGGACAGCAGAGCUGGUGCGACCCUCUCCCCACCACACACACAGCUGACGCUGGAGCAGCCGCGGGGAGAGUCCAUGAUGACCUGUGAGCAGGCCCAGCUUCUGGCCAACCUGGCGCGGCUCAUUAAGGCCAAGAAGGCGCUGGACCUGGGCACGUUCACAGGCUACUCGGCCCUAGCACUGGCCCUAGCCCUGCCCCCGGCCGGGCGCGUGGUGGUGAACCCGGGGCCCCCGGAGCUGGGGCGGCCCCUAUGGCGGAAGGCUGAAGAGGAACACAAGAUUGACCUUCGGUUGAAGCCCGCCCUGGAAACCCUGGAUGAGCUCCUGGACGCGGGCGAAGCUGGCACCUUCGACGUAGCCGUGGUGGACGCCGACAAGGAGAACUGCACCCUCUACUACGAGCGGUGCCUGCAGCUGCUGCGCCCCGGAGGCAUCCUCGCUGUCGUCAGUGUCCUGUGGCGGGGGCAAGUGUUGCAACCCCAACCGCAAGACUUGGAAACGCAGUGCGUCCGAAACCUGAACGAGCGCAUCCUGCGCGACGCCCGGGUGCACAUCAGCCUCCUGCCCCUGGGCGACGGCCUCACCUUAGCCUUCAAAAUCUAAGGCUGCCCCUAGCCACGGCCUCGAUGGAGGGGACCUGGGAAUCCCAGCCAUCGACCCCGUUUUAAAUCUGUCAAUAAAGUGGGUCCUAGACACAA
Messenger RNA from Myotis brandtii (Brandt's bat), 755 nucleotides. It is a transcript of the gene COMTD1, whose product is annotated as catechol-O-methyltransferase domain containing 1. Gene Ontology annotation, molecular function: O-methyltransferase activity; S-adenosylmethionine-dependent methyltransferase activity. NCBI's taxonomy places the organism in Eukaryota, Metazoa, Chordata, Mammalia, Chiroptera, Vespertilionidae. Bases 133 to 660 code for a protein of 175 amino acids. The record is from RefSeq and is a predicted model, not a curated record. The transcript is spliced from 7 exons.